Molecule: messenger RNA, 465 nt
Organism: Lathyrus oleraceus (garden pea)
Lineage: Eukaryota; Viridiplantae; Streptophyta; Magnoliopsida; Fabales; Fabaceae
Exons: 1
Coding region: 1-465 (154 amino acids)
Source: RefSeq, a predicted model, not a curated record
AUGCCCGUCUAUGCCAAAUUCAUGAAAGAGCUUCUAAAUGGUAAACACGGAUUUAAAGAUGAUGAAAAUGUUGAUUUAGCUGAAGAAUGUAGUGCAAUCAUCCAAUGCAAGCUACCACCCAAACUAACAGAUCCAUGUAGAUUUACUAUUCCUUGCUCUAUAGGUUCAUUAAACAUUGGUCAGGCACUAUGUGAUUCAGGGGAGAGCAUCAAUUUGAUGUCACCGUCUAUGAUGAAGAAAUUAAAUUAUGAAGAGCUAAAACCUAUGAAAAUGAAUUUGACUCUAGCCGACAGAUCAGUCACAUACCCGUAUGGAGUACUAGAGGAUGUGUUGCUAAGGGUUGAUGAUUUAUUUUUCCCCGUUGAUUUUGUCAUCUUGGAUAUGCCGGAAGAUGCCGAAACAUCAUUAUUGUUAGGGAGACACCUCCUUACCAUAGGAAGAGUUUUGAUUGAUGUAAAAAGAUGA